GCUCGAAUGUAUGGUGUUUUGUGUCAGUCCAGUUGUUUGGCAAAUCUAUGCCACAAUUUUCAAAGUGUUAACAUUUCUGGCACUGAGAACUAUAGUCGAGAGCUGCUUAAAAGGAAAAAAGAAAAAUUACAAUGGAAGGCCAUCAGCAUCCAGUUAUGAUACCUAACGAUUCGGCAUUGCGGAUAAUUCCUGAAAAUCAACCGGGUGUCGAGAGGAAGCCUUUCAUUCUACAUUUCAGAAGGUCGAUUGGUCGCGGUGCUUUUGGGCGUGUCUACGUCGGUACGAUUGACAGUUCCUUCAAGACGAUGGCCAUCAAGCAAACCUACUUGGAUACGAACCUUUGCUAUCGCGAGCCGGAGAUAAUGAUGCGGCUGCAGGGCCACUGCAACAUACGGCGCCUGUACAUGCACUCGAUUGUGAAGCUGGGGAAUCCGCUAACGGACUACAUGCUACUGAUCAUGGACUACAUACCCAUGACACUGACGCAGUUCAUCCACAGCUCGCUACAAAAUGGCCAAAGCAUGGACAUGCUCUACAUUCGCAUAAUCUCAUAUCAACUCUUCCGCGGACUGGCCUAUCUGCACUCAAUGCAGAUCUGCCAUCGCGACAUCAAGCCCGAUAAUCUGAUGAUCAACGACUCCACGAUGCUGCUGCAAAUUUCCGACUUUGGCAGCGCCAAGAUUAUGCACCACAAGGAGGCCAGCACCACCUACAUCUGCUCGCGUUUCUAUCGAGCCCCGGAGCUUUUUGCGGACUGCCAGUAUUACAGCUGCGCUGUGGACAUCUGGAGUGCCGGCUGUGUGCUCGCCGAAAUGUUCACGGGACAAGCACUCUUCCACAGCGUCCAUCACAACGAGGAGCAGCUGCGCUGGAUGGUUCACACCCUGGGCCCCCGCGGUCUGGAGCAUGCCCCAAACAUCAAUGCCGUGUGCGGGUAUCAUAGAGGUUCCAUGUAUAAACGUAACUUCUGGGUGAAUAUUCUAGGCCGAGAGGUGCCCCACGAUCUGGCCCAAAUGCUCAACCGCUGUCUGGUGUACGAUCCCAAAAAAAGGAUCUACCCCAUGUCAGCCUGUGCACAUGCAAGCUACGACGAGCUGCGCAGCAUGGAGUUCCAAAAUAUCAAAAUGCCCAACGGCUACGAGUUGCCACCACUUUUCAACUUCAGCGACUACGAGCUGAAGAUCCAACCAGAGCUGUUGGUGCAACUGCUGCCGCUGUGCCUGUACAACAAGUGGAAUCCUGUCGAGCCCAACACCUUUAUAGAAACAACUACAAAAUAUGUUCCCGUUAAAACAAAAGAUGAGACCACGGCCUAAGCCCACUUCUCUGCACCCCUGACACAUAC
Messenger RNA from Drosophila subobscura, 1345 nucleotides. It is a transcript of the gene Pk34A, whose product is annotated as protein kinase shaggy. Gene Ontology annotation, cellular component: cytoplasm. NCBI's taxonomy places the organism in Eukaryota, Metazoa, Arthropoda, Insecta, Diptera, Drosophilidae. Gene Ontology annotation, biological process: protein phosphorylation; signal transduction. The record is from RefSeq and is a predicted model, not a curated record. Gene Ontology annotation, molecular function: protein serine/threonine kinase activity; ATP binding. The transcript has 2 exons. Bases 132 to 1316 code for a protein of 394 amino acids.